AUGACCGCCCGCUUGGUCCUGGUCAUUGGUGACCUGUUCAUCCCUGACCGAGCUCCUGAUCUCCCAGCAAAGUUCCGCAAGCUCCUCACCCCCGGCAAGAUCGGCCAAACUCUUUGUCUCGGUAACCUGACCGACCGCGAGACCUAUGACUUCCUCCGCGAGGUAGCCCCGGACCUGCAGAUGGUCAAGGGCGAUUUCGAUGUCGACUCUCCCAACCUUCCCUUGUCCAAGAUUGUCAACCAUGGCAGCCUACGCAUCGGGUUCACCCACGGCCACACCAUCGUCCCACCUGCCGACGCCGACGCGUUGUUAAUCGCAGCUCGUCAAAUGGAUGUUGAUGUUCUACUCUGGGGCGGUACUCAUCGGUUUGAGGCAUUCGAGAUGGAGGGCCGCUUCUUUAUCAACCCUGGUAGCGCGACAGGUGCUAUGAGCUCGGGUUUCUGGCCAGAGGGCGAGGAACCUACGCCUAGUUUCUGUCUAAUGGAUAUCCAGGGUGAUGUCCUUGUGCUGUAUGUCUAUCAGCUAAAGACCGAUGCUAAUGGUGUGGAAAAUGUGGCUGUUGAGAAGGUCUCCUUCCGCAAGAACCACCCUCCUGCCGAGUAA
Molecule: messenger RNA, 603 nt
Organism: Penicillium arizonense
Lineage: Eukaryota; Fungi; Ascomycota; Eurotiomycetes; Eurotiales; Aspergillaceae
Product: vacuolar protein sorting-associated protein 29
Exons: 4
Coding region: 1-603 (200 amino acids)
Biological process (GO): retrograde transport, endosome to Golgi; intracellular protein transport
Cellular component (GO): retromer complex; endosome
Source: RefSeq, a predicted model, not a curated record